AUGAAUGCGCCCUCGAAACUAAGCUUGGAUUUCGUUGCGGCUCUGCCGACUGUGCCUCCUUCACACUCUUCCACAGACUGCAGCUACGGUACAGCCCCGUACACAUCCGCUCAUCGAUAUCUGCAUUUUCGCAGCGACCGCAUACCGUACACGGAAGGCAUCCGAUGUCUCAAAGCCACAGACAAGGGGUUGCAGGGUCAUAACAGCGGUACAGCUGCAUCGCACGACCUGGAUCGCGCAUCUUCGCCACGACGGUUCUGCCGAAGCGUCUCAUGUUGA
Messenger RNA from Pseudozyma hubeiensis SY62, 279 nucleotides. Its product is annotated as cellobiose dehydrogenase. The record is from RefSeq and is a predicted model, not a curated record. The coding region runs from base 1 to 279 and encodes 92 amino acids. Lineage: Eukaryota; Fungi; Basidiomycota; Ustilaginomycetes; Ustilaginales; Ustilaginaceae. The transcript has a single exon.